Molecule: messenger RNA, 783 nt
Organism: Sphaeramia orbicularis (orbiculate cardinalfish)
Lineage: Eukaryota; Metazoa; Chordata; Actinopteri; Kurtiformes; Apogonidae
Gene: oip5
Product: opa interacting protein 5
Exons: 5
Coding region: 123-653 (176 amino acids)
Biological process (GO): chromosome segregation; CENP-A containing chromatin assembly
Cellular component (GO): chromatin; chromosome, centromeric region; nucleus
Source: RefSeq, a predicted model, not a curated record
GUAAAGCUCCUCUAAACUGGAUCACCAACCGCCAAAAAACAUCCAACAGAGGAAGAAGUUGUGAUCCUGAUGGUUCAAACAUACGCGGGACUGUUUAAACUUUAAGGAAAGGUUUCAGCGUCAUGGAGUUUAAUGACAGUAUGUUGAUGCGGCGUGAGGCUGAGGUGAACCUGAGCACAGAGUCAGAUAAACAGUGGAUGACUCUGCACUGCGGCCAGUGUAACACAGUAGUGGGAGACGGACUCAGCAUCUGUGGAGAACUCACACCAAUGGACUCCAUCAUGUGUUUAAAGGUAACCAAUGAUGUGGCUGUCAGUGAUGAAAUGGAGGUACAUAAAGGGGAUAUGGCUCAAUGCAUCUACAGCCCUCUGAUGUGCAGAUGCUGCCACAGCACUGUCGGCAAAGUCAUUCACUCUCUUCCUGCUCGGUUGGCUGUGAGCCGCUCCGUGUUCCUCCUCAACAAAGCAAACAUCAGUUGUUAUAUCCUCAACAGCAGCUCAAUGGUAAAAGCAUCCACACUGACAUUUGACCUGAAGCCUCUGAGGGACAACAUGAGAGAGGUGCACCAAAAGUUUAAGACGCAGUAUGAGCGGAUGUUGCGAGUUAAGAGCAGAAUGUCUGACAGACGUGCUGCUUGUGGAAAAGUACUGUAGAUUAUAACCAGUCCUGGUUUUGGGUUCCAUGUGUUUUCCAACCUGUUGCCUCCCAGUUUUGAGUUUGUUUGUGUAUAUCGAAUUGUUUCAUCUUAUGGUUUUCAUUAAAGAUAUUCUUGUAAUGCAGUAA